Nelumbo nucifera (sacred lotus) is the source of this 2200-nucleotide messenger RNA. Its product is annotated as putative monogalactosyldiacylglycerol synthase, chloroplastic. Gene Ontology annotation, molecular function: hexosyltransferase activity. The record is from RefSeq and is a predicted model, not a curated record. Lineage: Eukaryota; Viridiplantae; Streptophyta; Magnoliopsida; Proteales; Nelumbonaceae. Gene Ontology annotation, biological process: glycolipid biosynthetic process.
GCUUUGUCUUCUCUGUUCUCUCCAUGGAUUCAUUUAGAAAAUGCACAUGGCACAAUCGAAGAAUUUUCUUCACACCAUUCCUCUCUCUGUGGUUGCAAUUCCACUGUCAGAUUUCAUCCCAACGCCUCUCCUCUCCCUCCCCUUCUCUCUGAGUAUCAACCACCUGCUAACUACCGUCUCCUGGUGUCUUUCUCCCGAUAAAGUCACAUCAUUUCACCUUUGUUUGCACUUCCCCUUUGCCCUUUUCUACUGCAUUACUUCUAUUUUGUUUUCUUCUGUUCCUUCUUUGGAAGUAAUCCAUAUUUAAUUUCUUCACGACAAGGAUUCCGAUGGAUUGAUUGGUUGAGUUCCGAUAGGACCUGCAAUACGAAACAAUGCCUACUCCAGCUGUUGCUCAAGAACCCAUAAAUUUUUUCGACGUUCUAUGCAAGUUGGAUUGUUUUUCCUUAGAUUCUAGAGGGUUUUAUCAUUUGGGUUCUAAUGGGUACUCUUCAAAUUUGUCUAAUUUCUUGCGUAGUGAUGGAUUUGGGGGUCUGGUCAUGGAAAAGAAGCCCAAGGUCGUGGCUUCUUUGGGUUUGGGCGGCGGUGCUUCAAGGGUACAGAGGAUUUGGAGGGAGUUUAACAAAGCUGUUAGGUUGCACUGCGAUAGAAUCCCCAUUGGUUUUGCUUCCAUUGGUGUUUCGACUGGGGAAAACGGAUUGAGAGAAGAUGGGUGUGGUGUCUUGGAGGAGGAGGGGAUGAACAUGAACGGGGUUGAGGCGGAGAAUCCAAAAAAGGUGCUUAUUUUGAUGAGUGACACCGGUGGUGGUCAUAGAGCUUCAGCUGAGGCUAUCAAAGCGGCAUUUGAUGAAGAAUUUGGAGAUGAGUAUCAGGUUUUUGUUACGGAUUUGUGGACAGAUCACACCCCUUGGCCGUUUAAUCAAUUGCCGAGGAGCUAUAGCUUUCUGGUGAAGCACGGGCCACUCUGGAAGAUGACAUAUUACGGGUCUGCUCCGCGGUUGGUGCAUCAAUCCAAUUUUGCUGCAACUUCGACAUUUAUAGCUCGGGAAGUUGCAAAAGGACUGAUGAAAUACCAGCCAGAUAUUAUUAUCAGUGUGCAUCCUCUGAUGCAACAUGUUCCUCUUCGUAUACUGAGGGCAAAGGGUCUUCUGAAGAAGAUCGUAUUUACUACAGUUGUGACAGAUUUAUGCACUUGCCAUCCUACAUGGUUUCAUAAGCUUGUCACAAGAUGCUACUGCCCUACGACAGAGGUGGCAAAGCGAGCAGAAAAAGCAGGACUUCAACCUUCCCAAAUUAAAGUUUAUGGCCUCCCUGUGCGAUCUUCUUUUGUCAAGCCUGUUCGACCCAAGGUUGAAUUAAGGAGGGAACUAGGAAUGAAUGAGGAUCUUCCUGCUGUGUUACUUAUGGGUGGUGGAGAAGGCAUGGGCCCUAUUGAGGAUACUGCUCGGGCUCUUGGAAAUACAUUGUAUGAUGAGAGUCUUGGGGAACCGGUUGGCCAGAUUCUUGUGAUUUGUGGCCGUAAUAAAAAACUUGCAAAUAGAUUGCUUUCAAUUGACUGGAAGAUUCCUGUUCAGGUUAAGGGAUUUGUUACUAAAAUGGAAGAGUGCAUGGGGGCCUGUGAUUGCAUUAUUACAAAGGCGGGACCUGGAACUAUUGCAGAAGCUAUGAUACGUGGCCUGCCUAUAAUUCUUAAUGAUUAUAUUGCUGGGCAGGAAGUUGGAAAUGUGCCAUUUGUGGUGGAAAAUGGAUGUGGGAAGUUCUCGAAGUCACCAAAACAAAUAGCUAAUAUUGUUGCUGAAUGGUUUGGUCCAAAGGCUUAUGAGCUCAAGGCCAUGUCUCAGAAUGCAUUGAAACUAGCACGACCGGAUGCAGUUUUUAAGAUCGUUCAGGAUCUUCAUGAUUUAGUGAGGCAAAGAAGUUUACUUGUACCCCAAUAUUCUUGUACAACUUAAUUACCCCCCCCCCCUCCAAAAAAAAAAAAGAAAAAAAAAGAAAGAAAGAAAGAGAAAGAAAAAGUCAAUUUUGUUGAUCUUCUAGGUGGAAUGUUACUUGUCAUCAAACUAAUUUGUGUUUCUUAAUCUUGUUCUGAGCCUCUACUUUUCUUCUAUUCUGAGAUCUGUAAAGUUGUUUUCUGCUUUGUGCAUGUCGAAUACACCAUCUUUGUAUCAGCUUGCAUGCUUAAAACAUCAUCAGUUUUCUC